AAAAAAUCGCCGAACGAGUCGGACGUGUGCGCUGCUGGGGAUGCUGGCGCUUUUUUCGCGUUCCGUUUUUUCGAGUAAACAAACACACAAAAAAUAUUGUUAACACAAUUUUGUCUGUUCUAUUGUGCGGAAACCGAGUGAGCGAGAGGGGAGGUACACGGAAACCGCAAGCAAAAGCAACAAGCGUGUGGGAAGAGGAAAUCGAAAGGGGAAAUUGUGAGUGUGUGUGUGUUCGUGAAAUAUGGAAAUUGAAAAUGCAAUUAAUCGUGAAUUAAUGGCAAGCCAUAGAAAUCGCUCAAUGGCUUAAAGUGCAAGAGAAAAGUGAGCUUUUUGUUAUUGUUGUCAAUGCGGAAGACAAAAACCGAAAAGUCUGUGGUGGAAAUUUUAAAUACGUGUAUUUAUUUUCGUUUUCGCAACAACAAUAAGCCAUCAAGCGAAGUGCUGAAAUAGUCAAUUUACAAUUGGAGCUGCCGAGAAGUCUACAAACACAAAUAUAUACAUAUAUAAAAUAUAAACAUUUUGGCGUAUUUUCCAGUUGAAAUGGAAGCAGAGAGCUGAAAUAUGUAAGAAUAGGAAUAAAUUGCUGCAAAUUGCUAAAAAUAAAAAUGAGAAAACCAGCGAAAACAGAAACCCAAUAACUCAGACUCAAAGGUGGAAAUAAAACCAAGCGAUUUUGAGGCCCAGUCGAACGUGGAAUCGACUUGACCCACAGCGGUGCACGAGCAGAAAGAGACAGACACACCGCCGUAGAACGAGAGGCAGCGACACACGAUGCGUGUGGCUGGGUGGCUCAGAGGUGGCUUAAUGCUCGCCCUGGCCGUAAUGGUAACGCAGGCACGUUUCAUUGCGAAAAGAGAAACCGCCGGCUUGGAGCAGGCGGUGGCUUCCACCUCCAAUGACCCUGACAUGGUUAAGGCGCCCAGGGAAAGUGGGAGCGCCAGGGAACCGGUUGAAAUGAAGGGAGAAUCUAGCUCACAAACCCAUAUUGGAGAUGAAGGAAGCGCAUCAAUUGUGGAUCAAACUGAAAGCCAAACUGCUAGUCCGAAAGAGAAUCUCAAAGUUAAGGAAACGACGGCAGAUGAGAGUAGGACUACCACCGAAAGAAUGAUAGCUAAAGAGCAACUCAAGCUGAAGGAGUCUGCAAGCACGGAACCUCAGUUGAAGGCAGCUCCAGUGGAUACGGAUACAGAUAUGGUUAAGGAAGAGUCCAGCAUCACAACCACGUCUCAGUUGGAUCAGAACCCAACCAAGGCGACAGCUAAGGAGUCUACCGAAGCUCCUUUAAAGGAAGAAACUCUUUUGAAAGAGGUCUUAAACACAAGCACUGAACAUAUUUUGUUAACCGAGAAAGCACCUGAAAAAGAUGUGGUCAUAACGAAGCCUUCCUUAAGAGAGGCUCAAACUGAGUUGAAGGAUGAGGUCGCAGAAUCUGUGGCCACCAUUCCUUUAAAACCCUUCUCUAUUGAAGUACCAAACACCACAGAGCGAGUGGUCAACGCCACAACCACUCGUUCUUCCGAUCAUGGCCGAUCCAUGCAGUACUCAUCCACCACUGAAGAAUCAAACCGAUCCCCUGCUGCAGUUACACCCAUGAAAUUGAGGCCACUACCCAUGACUUCCACACCAGUCAGCACCACUUCAACAUCGACGCCAUCGCCAACCACGCCAUUUGUGUUCGCCUCCAAUGAGAAUGUCAUCGAGGAGUCCACCUCAAAGUCAGAGGUGCGCCAGUUGCCGGAGAAGCGAGCCAAGUUUAUAAGUGAAAACUCCACGAAUGCCCAGCAACUUACACUGCCCAACACGGCUGAGGUUUGGAGUCUGGCUGCAAUGAAGGCGGUGCCCAAGGCAUCGCUAACUACCACAACGAUCGUGCCACUCCUCAAGCACACUGAUCUGGCGAAUGAUAUAGACAUGCCGCUCAACAAAUCGGAGCUGCACAAGGAGAAGAAUCUCCUGGAUUGGAUGAACAUUGCCAUGUUACCCUCGACGCCCGAGAAUCGCACUGAAUUUGUGGUCCGAACCACUCUGGAUGCCACCGAGGGCGCCACACAGGCUACCACCGAAGCUUUGGCAGAGAAGGGCCACCACAAAGAUGAUAUUACAGUGGGAUUGGAACUGGAUAAUGUCACAACAGCAAGGACAAUACCUUCAACACCUGAUCCUGGUUCCAUGGACCUGAAUAUGACGACUACUACGCAACAACUGGAAGUUCCAAUGGUGAAACAGAUGGCCGAUGUUGCUAAUGCCAAGUUAACAGAGGCGAUUACAGAGGCUCAAAGGGAAACAGAAGUGGCAACAGAGGCUGCAACAGAGGCGGCAACAGAGUCUGCAACAGAGGCGGCAACAGAGGCGGCCACAUCGGUUACAUUACACGAGCAACUUGCAACAUCUGCCGUAACAGCGAGGGUUGAUUCAAAAAAUGCUACAACAGCAGCAGCAGAGUCGGGUGAAAUGUCUAAGGCAAAUUCAACAGAUACUAGCACAACUACUACCACAGAAAGGCCAGUAUCUGUGGAAGAUGUAACCGCUGAGCCAGACUUGGAAGUAGCAACAUCACAGGCCACAACAUCUGCAACAUCAAGUAAAGUUACAGAGGCAGCAGCAACAUCAACGAUAAGUGCAGCCACUUCAGUUGUCUCAGGGGCAGCAACAGCAGCAGAUGCAUUAGCAACAUUCGAGGCUACAACAGCUGCAACAUCAAGUGUGGCAGCCACCCGCAGCACAACCGAAAUGGCCACAAAAGCGACUGAAAUUAAUAACAUCAGCAACAGCAGCAACAGCAGCAACAUCAGUAACAUCAGCAACAACAGCAACUACAGCAACAACAGCAACAUCAGCAACAGCAGCAACAACAGCGACGGCUAUGACGAUAACAGUAACGACGUCAUCAUUGCCACAACCAAAUUUCCAGAGAGCGCGCAGGCAGCAACAACGACAACGGCAGGCGUGGAGCCAACAGCGACGACGACGGUUAGUGUGCGAGUGGCUGGCGAGGUGAGCACUUCGAUUCGGCCAGAAAUCGUAGUUACCAGUAGUACGCGGAGCGGUGCGAUCGCGGGUACAAGUACAGCGGCGACAAGUGUAGCAACACCCACGCAAACGGAAAUUGCGCAAAUUAGCAAUGAAGUGAACUUGGAGGCAGUGGCAGUGAAGACGCGCGACGGAGACGGCUACGGCAAUACGAAUGAGCUAAGAACAGCUGAGAAAACCGAUAACGCGGUCAAUAACAGUGUGGCCAUAACAGAGAGCGACUUGGGGGCAUUGGCAACAGCAACAGCAACAGGGGAAAGCAACCCCACAACAGCCACCAGUCUGCUUAGUGACGUGAGCCAGCUGAGCAAACUGAGCAAGGAGCACGAGUCCUCGCUGGAGACCAACAACAUCGGCGAGGCGUCUCCCGAAUCGACGACGCCAUCAGCAGCAACUGCCACUGUUGCUGUUGCAACGGAUGAGAGCACAGCGGCGGCAGCAACAGGUGGCCAACAGGAAAUCGAGCGGGAGGGUCAACAUCAUGAUGGGCAACAGGUGGUUGAUGCGCAGGACACAGAGCAGCAGUUAGCCAAGACAACGAUGGCGGUGACAACGACAACGACAACAACCAGUGCUACAACAACUACCAGCAGCACAACAACAAGCACAACGGAAACGCCCUCAACCACGACAACAAUGCAGCCGGUGGAGAUAAGUCUGCUGGACGACAGCACCACCAGCAGCACCACAACACCUGCACCACCCACGCGGGUAUACUUCGAGUCCUCCACGGUGGCCAGCACCAGCAGCAGCAGCACCACCACCAGCAGCAGCACCACAAGCAGCAGCACCACCAUGCUGCCGGACACGUCGCCGAGUCAACUGCCACCCACAUACAUGGCCCCGUAUCCCAACGAACUGGACCACAUGCAGACCAAUGCCCAGGGCAAUGGGACGGACGUGAAUGUGAUCAUAGCCAUCACGGUCAGCGUGAUUGGUGUGGUGGCCCUCAUCCUGCUGGUGGCCUUCCUCUACUUGAUGCGCAAGCGCCAGAAGCAGACGUCCUAUGGCCAAAGAUGUCGUCCCGUGAGCUUGGAUGCCUACUCCCUGGACAACGUUUCCGUGCUGGGCAGUGUGCGGCGCAAGGGUCGCGACGUGCGUGCCUCCAAGCGGACCUAUGGCAACGCCGCCUUCGAUGAUCCCUCGCUGCGGCACAAUCUCCUGACCGCCAGUGAGUUGGCGCGCUUUGCGGAGCGACGCUCCGACGUCUUCGAGGAGUUCCGCGACGUGCCGCAGAUCAUCGCCAGGGCGGACGAAGUGCCUCCUGGUUGUGAGGACAAGAACCGCUACGCCAACGUGAUUCCGCUUCCUGAGACGCGGGUGGUGCUCCAGCGGCAAGGCGAUGAUGACAAAACGGAAUACAUUAAUGCAAAUUAUGUGCGGGGCCCCCGAGAUGCGCCCAACUACUACAUCGCCUGCCAGGCGCCGCUGGAGAGCACGACCAGCGAUUUCUGGCGCAUGAUCUGGGAGCAGCAGUCGCGGGUGAUCGUCCAGGCGACGGAUCUCAGUGAGAAUGGCAUUGAGCGGUGCGCCGAGUACCUGCCACCGUCGGCGACUCUGGACAACCACAGCAGCUAUGGCGAUUACCAGGUGACCCUUAAGCAUCGCGAGGUCAAGGAUCGCUAUGCCAUUUCCACAUUGGUACUAAAGCGCGUGGAUGGCGAGGAGAGCCGUGAGCUCACCCACUACUGGUACAAAUGGCCGGAGGCGGGUGUUCCGGCCGAGGAGGCGCCCAUCAUUGCCAUGCUGCUGGAGGCGCGCUCCUCGCUGAAGUCCUACUGCCUGGAGCAGGCCAACGAGCUGCGCGAGAAGUCCGCCACCCUGGAGACGUCAAUGGAUGCGGACGGCAGCAAAGCCGAGGCGGGCAGCACGUCCAGCCACGAGAUUAAUGGCAACAUUUCAAGUCGAAGCGCCACGCGAAGUCAGCAGGGACCGCUAACCGUUCACUGUUCUCCAGGCACGGGACGAACCGGUACCAUUAUAGCGUCGGACAUGGCCAUCCGCAGUCUGGAAACGCCGAAGCGGUCCGUGGACAUCCCCCAACUGGUUUACUACGUGCGACGGGGACGUGCCAGCGCCGUGCAGACCAAGGAGCAGUAUGAAUUUAUCUACAAGGUGGCCAGCAUGUAUGCGGCCAAGAUCACAAAUCUGUCCAACGACAACUGAAGGCCAAGGGGCGGAUGGCUUUGGCGGCAGACCCCAUCGAGUGGAAACCGAAUUUUCGAUUGAUUUCGCCUUUCCAGCACUGAUCCAUGGGACCCCCUGUAAUAAGUAGUAGCUAUAUUUUAUACGAAAUAUUAGUGUAAAUUAGUAUUAUUAGUAUGCUUGAAUGUUGGCACCUAUUUAAGCGUCGUUGUAUGUCGGGCUUUAAAUAUCAUUUAAAAUGUAUGUAUUCCUUUAUUAUUGUGAUAUAAUCGUACAUUCGUAUAUCUCCUGAUAAUCUGUUGCAUAUUUAUAAUGUCAAUUUUUGUUUUUUGCACUGUCCCGAGUUCCGGGGCCAUAUAAUCCGGAGCAAAUGAUAAUUAUUUGGAGCUCUCCUUGUUUUAAGAAAGUCAAAUAUGUAAUCAAAACAAUGUGUGUAUCUAUUUUAAACGAGCUUUAAUGUACGUAAGUUAUUUUAAGUCUACAUCGAGCUGUACUCUACUCAUAUUAUUGUAAAUUACAAGAAAAAUAUGUUCAGCAGA
Drosophila yakuba is the source of this 5714-nucleotide messenger RNA. RefSeq names its product serine-rich adhesin for platelets. Bases 772 to 5196 code for a protein of 1474 amino acids. NCBI's taxonomy places the organism in Eukaryota, Metazoa, Arthropoda, Insecta, Diptera, Drosophilidae. The transcript has 5 exons. Gene Ontology annotation, molecular function: protein tyrosine phosphatase activity. Gene Ontology annotation, biological process: protein dephosphorylation. The record is from RefSeq and is a predicted model, not a curated record.